This is a messenger RNA of Juglans regia (Persian walnut), 4803 nucleotides long. RefSeq lists its product as uncharacterized. The record is from RefSeq and is a predicted model, not a curated record. Lineage: Eukaryota; Viridiplantae; Streptophyta; Magnoliopsida; Fagales; Juglandaceae. The transcript has 19 exons. Gene Ontology annotation, biological process: tRNA methylation. Bases 117 to 4337 code for a protein of 1406 amino acids. Gene Ontology annotation, molecular function: protein binding. Gene Ontology annotation, cellular component: cytoplasm.
CGCAGGGCAAUCUCUGAAUUCUAAAACCCUUCCUCUACCCUGCUCCGAGGUCUUCAAAUUCUCAACUCUUUACGCAGCCCACUACGGUCAUUGGCUCAGUGUAGAGCUGAAGAGCCAUGGCGGAGCCUCCAACCCAUUGGCGUUUACAGAGCGGUCAAUACCUUGGAGAAAUCUCAGCCCUCUGUUUCCUUCACCUCCCGUCCCAUGUCUCUUCUCUCCCUUACCUCCUGGCCGGUUCAGGCUCACAAGUCCUGCUUUACAGUUUGGAUUCUGGCCAAUUAAUAAGGUCCUUUCAUGUCUUCCAAGGGAUUCGUGUACACGGUAUUGCUUGUAAUGAUUCCAUUAAUUGCGCCGAGGGAACCAUUUCCUCUAAGCUUGCUUUUCAACUCGCUGUGUUUGGUGAAAGGCGUGUGAAAUUGUUUAGCUUGGUGAUUGACUUUGGUUUAGAACCCCAAAAUGGAUCCGGGAUUUGUGUGAAUUUGAACCAGUUGCAUUUGUUACCCAAGUUUAAUAAUUGGGUUUUGGAUGUCUGCUUUUUGAAGGGACUUGUACGUUCUCUCGAUGAGGGGAGCCAUUGUCUUGCAAUUGGGUGUAGUGACAACUCUGUUCUUGUUUGGGAUAUUUUGACGUCUAGUGUGGUUCUUCAAGUCCGGUCUCCAGAGAGGUGCCUUCUUUAUUCCCUGCGGCUAUGGGGUGACAAUAUUGAAGCUCUUCAAAUUGCAUCUGGUACUAUUUUUAAUGAGAUUCUUGUUUGGAAAGUGGUUUCUCAGAAUGAUGCUCCAUCUUUGCAAAAUCCUAUGGAAGACCAUAUUGAUGAGAGAAGCCCAUUCUGCAACAAUGUCUGGUUUCAUUGUCGGCAGUUUGAAGCUGUUCAUAUAUGCAAACUUGCUGGCCAUGAAGGCUCAAUCUUUCGCAUAGCAUGGUCCUCUGAUGGAUGCAAAUUGGUAUCUGUUUCUGAUGAUCGUAGUGCUCGUGUCUGGACAGUUCAUGCUGCAAGGAAUGGUUAUGAUAAGCCUGGAGUUUCCAUUGGCCCUGACCUUGAUGGAUUUGUGCUGUUUGGUCAUAAUGCCAGAGUUUGGGACUGCUGUAUUAGUGAUUGUUUGAUUGUCACCGUGGGCGAGGAUUGUACAUGUCGCAUGUGGGGAUUAGAUGGUAAGCAGCUUCAGAUGAUCAAGGAGCACAUAGGAAGGGGCAUUUGGCGAUGUUUGUAUGAUGCAAAGUUUUCGCUUCUUGUCACUGCUGGGUUUGAUUCUGCAAUUAAAGUGCAUCAGCUGCAUGGCUCUUUGUCUGGGGGUUUGCAUGGGCAUGCUGAGGUAAAAGAGUUUAUUGACAGAACGGAGAUAUUCACUGUUCGUAUCCCUAAUACGUCAGAGCAUUGCGGACUCACUGACAGCAAAAGUGAAUAUGUUCGCUGUUUACAUUUCACAAGUGAAGAUACCCUUUAUGUUGCCACAAACCGUGGUUAUUUGUACCACACUAAAGUAUCGAAUACGAGGGAUGUAAAAUGGACUGAACUCGUCUGUGUCAGUAAAGAGGUUCCAAUUAUAUGUAUGGAUGUCCUAUCCAAUAAAUCAUCUGAGCUUUGUGGUGCUGUUGAGGAUUGGAUUGCUGUGGGAGAUGGUCGAGGAUACAUGACCAUUGCCAGAGUAUUUUGUGAUAGUUAUACUCCUGAAGUGAGCCUCACAUUUACUUGGCCAGCUGGAAUAGAGAGACAGCUCUUAGGAACCUAUUGGUGCAAGUCAUUAGGAUAUAGGUACAUUUUUACUACUGAUCCUAAAGGAAUGUUGAAACUGUGGAGGUUGUGUGGUCCUUCCCCACAAGCUGCUCACAAUUCUGCAAGGAGUUACAAUAAUGUGUCUCUAGUAGGGGAGUUUGCAUCAUGCUUUGGAAACAGAGUAUUAUGUUUGAAUGCAUCUUUUGAGAAAGAGGUUCUGGUGUGUGGGGACGUACGUGGUAAUUUGGUCCUCUUUCCAUUGUUGAAGGACCUGUUGUUGAAUACAUCUGUUGCAUCCAAAGUGAAAAUCGCUCCAAUAAAUUAUUUUAAAGGAGUUCAUGGGAUAUCAAGUGUGUCCAGUGUUUCAUUCAGCAGAUUAAGUUCUGAGCAGAUUGAAAUAUGUUCGACUGGAGGAGAUGGAUGCAUUUGCUAUUUGGAAUAUGACAGGGAUCGUAGAACUUUAGAAUUUAUAGGGAUGAAACAAGUUAAAGAAUUGAGUUUGAUCCAAUCUGUAUCUGCCGAUAAUGACUCACUUGACAAUUUAGCAAGUGGCUGCUAUGCAGCUGGUUUUGCGUCAGUAGAUUUUAUAAUAUGGAAUUUAAUAACUGAGACAAAGGUUGUGCAAAUACUAUGUGGUGGAUGGCGGCGUCCUCAUUCUUAUUAUCUUGGUGAUGUACCAGAGAUGCAGAACUGCUUUGCAUAUGUCAAGGAUGAGAUGAUCUAUAUUCAUAGAAAUUGGACACUGGAUGGUGAGAGGAGGAUAAUCCCCCAGAAUUUGCAUGUGCAAUUCCAUGGGAGAGAGAUGCAUACCUUAUGCUUUGUCUCUGAACAUCGAGCUAAUGAUCUCUUUUCUAGAGCUAUUUGGAUUGCAACUGGCUGUGAAGAUGGAACUGUUAGGUUGACUAGGUAUACAGCAGAUGUGGAGAAUUGGUCUGCAUCAAAAUUGCUUGGGGAGCAUGUUGGCGGAUCAGCUGUAAGGUCAAUAUGCUCUGUGUCAGAGGUACAUAUAGUUGCAUCAGAGGACACCAACAUUCCUGAUGGGAGGAGCAGGCAAACUGCUGGUGCAGGUAGUGGAGAGAAUCCAUUUUUACUGAUUUCAGUUGGUGCAAAGCGGGUCUUGACUUCUUGGCUACUAAGAAAUAGGAAGCACAAGGAAGAAACAGUUGAUCAGCAAUAUAGUGAAACUGGAUAUGGCUGUAAGCCUUCAUCAGGAGAGCCUUCAUCAAUGUCAUUCCAGUGGCUUUCUACUGACAUGCCAGCAAGGUAUUCGAGUUCUGAUUAUUAUCCAGAAGAGAUAGAGAAAGUAGUCAGUGCAACAGAAAAUGUCCACAGUACAAAAGUUGGUGCAAGAUCAUUGUUUCCAGGAAAGGAAAAGAUGGACAUAACAUCUGGCUUUGGAGAUAAGUAUGAAGACGAUUGGAGAUACCUGGCUGUCACGGCUUUUCUUGUUAAAUGUGCUGGUUCCAGGUUAACUGUCUGUUUUGUUGUUGUUGCUUGUUCAGAUGCCACACUAGUACUACGGGCUUUAAUUUUGCCCUGUCGUUUAUGGUUUGAUGUUGCUUUGUUGGUUCCUCUAUCAUCACCAGUUUUGGCUUUGCAGCAUGUCAUCAUUCCAAUAUGUCUUCCUUCUGAAGAUAACAGUCAGAAAGGAAGUGUAUUUAUUGUUAUUAGUGGAGCUACUGAUGGCAGUAUUGCCUUCUGGGAUCUGACUGGUGCCAUUGAAGCUUUUAUGCAGCGGCUUUCAACUCUUCAGGUAGAAAACUUCAUUGACUGUCAGAAACGGCCACGCACGGGUAGGGGAAGUCAGGGAGGACGAUGGUGGAGAUCAUUAAGCAGUAGCAUAUCUAAGAGAAAACCAGGCAGUAGUUCAGUGACCAUGAAAGCUGGAGAUGCACCAAAUCCAAAUAUGCUAAACCAGGUUACAAAUGGAACAGGGUUUUUGAUAAAUGAUUCUGGAAGUAGUGCAGCAACUUGUUCAAAUGCUAUACAUAUUGCUUCCCUUGAGCAUCCAGCAAAUGUAGAUGACUCACUAUUGGAGAUAUGUGAAAUAAGGCCUUUACAUGUUCUAAGUAAUGUUCACCAAUCUGGAGUCAAUUGUCUUCAUGUUUCGGAUAUAAGAGAUUGUCAAAACUCCCUGUCUGGUUUACUGUUCAAUAUAAUAAGUGGGGGCGAUGAUCAAGCGCUUUACUAUCUUAGAUUUAAAUUGUCUCUAAUAGCAGCGGUCCCGGAUAAUGAGUUUAUGGCACCAGACAUCAGAAAUUCAAAUGGGGAACCUGAAAGUACCAUUAACUUUGUUAAUUGUGGAGAAAGACAGAUCAAGGAUUAUAAGAUCAAAUUCUUAUAUCAUGAGAAAAUUGCAUCAGCUCACAGCUCUGCUGUAAAAGGUGUUUGGACGGAUGGCUCUUGGGUGUUCUCUACUGGUCUUGAUCAGCGUGUCAGGUGCUGGCUUAUUGAAAAAGAUGGCAAACUAACUGAGCAUGAUUAUUUAGUCGUUAGUGUGCCAGAGCCCGAAGCAUUGGAUGCUAGAGUAUGUGGCAGGAACCAUUAUCAGAUUGCUGUAGCUGGAAGAGGAAUGCAAAUCUUUGAGUUUGCUGGAGUCUGUGAAACAGACCAUGGAAAAUGAAGUUUUUCCCCCCCUGAUGAAUUAAUUUGCUGCCAGCGUUGAUGAAAGCUUUCGACAGUAGAUAUGAUCUUUUCAUCAUUACCUCUUAAGAGAACCCAGAGUGAGAAGGGUCCUCCAAAGCCAUUUUGGUCAGAGCCAAGUUUCACCUAGGUUGACCAGCGAGCAUGAUAUCUGCAACAGCUAAGAGAGAGUUUUCCGCUCCAUGGAAACUCUUUUCUUGGUUAAAAAUGAUCGUUACCCAUCUAGGAAACAACGAGGCCUCGUUUCCUAGGACGACAAACGUUGACCUCAAAUUAGGAUCCUGGUUAUAUUGGGUUAUGCAUUUUAGGAUAUUAGAUUGAUUUGUGCUAAUUUGGGCAGUGCAGCUCCGUUGACGUUUCUCUGUAACAGUAGCUUGCCUUAAAUUUUGGAUGAUAAAGAAUGGGAUAAAUUGAUUACAUAUCUAUACGAGCUUAUGUUACUUAUA